AUGGUCCAAUGGGCAAUAGAGCUAUCCGAGUUCGACUUAAAGUACGAAACUCGGACGAUAAUUAAAGCCCAAUGUCUCACUGAUUUCGUGGCAGAAUAUGCAGGAGAACAAGAGGAAGCCUCCACUACAUGGGAGCUAUAUGCAGAAUAUGAAGCCUUGAUUAUAGGGUUAAAGCUGGCAAAGGAAGUCAGCGCAACAAAAGUAGUUGUGUUCAGCGACUCUCAAGUGGUGACAUCCCAAAUAAAUGGGGAGUAUCAGGCUAAAGACCCCAAUAUGAAGAGGUACUUGGACAAAACCUUGGAGUAUCUUAGGCGUUUUACAGAAACCGAGGUCAAGCAUAUAACUCGGGAUCUCAACAGCAGAGCAGACGCCCUCUCCAAGCUUGCGAGUACCAAGCCAGGGGAAUUCGACAUCCUACCCAAAGAGGAAAAAGAGGCCAAGAAAAUUUGGAGGGAAGAACAAAACUACACUUUGGUGAAAAAUAUCCUCUGUAAAAGGGGGAUAUCACCACCAUCGUUAAAGUGCGUCCCAACCUCAAGGACAAUAGAAGUCUUAGAGGAGGUCCACAAUGGUAUCUGCGGAAACUAUCUCGGAGCCAGGUCAUUAGCUAGGAAAGUCAUCCGAGCUGGGUUCUACUGGCCGACCUUGCAGAAAGAUGCCACAGAAUUCGUGAAGAAGUGCCAGCCAUGCCAAAUGCACGCGAACUUCCACGUCGCUCCCCCCGAGGAGCUCAUUAGUAUAACUUCUCCAUUGCCUUUCACAAAAUGGGGAUUAUACUUAUUAGGACCCUUUUCCCAAGCACCUGGUCAAGUAAAAUACCUAAUAAUGGGGGUAGACUACUUCACGAAGUGGAUCAAAGCAGAACCUUUGGCCAUCAUCACAGCCCAGAGAAGUCAGAGAUUUCUCUACAAAAACAUUAUCACAAGGUAUGGAGUACCUCACUCCAUCAUCACUGAUAAUGGUACCCAGUUCACCAACUCAACCUUCAGAAACCUGGUAGCCAGUAUGAAGAUCAAGUAUCAGUUCACCUCGGUAGAACAUCCACAAGCGAAUGGACAAGUCGAGGCAGCCAACAAAGUUAUACUGGCAGGGUUGAAGAAAAGGUUGUAA
Molecule: messenger RNA, 1110 nt
Organism: Arachis stenosperma
Lineage: Eukaryota; Viridiplantae; Streptophyta; Magnoliopsida; Fabales; Fabaceae
Exons: 3
Coding region: 1-1110 (369 amino acids)
Biological process (GO): DNA integration
Molecular function (GO): nucleic acid binding; RNA-DNA hybrid ribonuclease activity
Source: RefSeq, a predicted model, not a curated record